Messenger RNA from Puccinia graminis f. sp. tritici CRL 75-36-700-3, 1551 nucleotides. RefSeq lists its product as uncharacterized. The record is from RefSeq and is a predicted model, not a curated record. The transcript is spliced from 15 exons. NCBI's taxonomy places the organism in Eukaryota, Fungi, Basidiomycota, Pucciniomycetes, Pucciniales, Pucciniaceae. Gene Ontology annotation, molecular function: hydrolase activity, hydrolyzing O-glycosyl compounds. Bases 1 to 1551 code for a protein of 516 amino acids.
AUGGAAGAUGAGGGAAAAUCGUUGAGCUCGCCAACAGGUUCACUGUCAAACAAAACACGGGCCACUACCAAAUUUACCCCGAGGCAGUUGCCGAGACCCAAAUACACCUCGGCGCGUGGAUCUAGGCCUGGGUAUGUGUCUGCGCCUGGGGAUGGACAUCUUUAUCUUGAUGGAGAGCUUUUUGACUUUAGAAGUUUCAAGUCAGUGAUGUUCCCGUCUGCCAUGGUAUGCCAUCUAAAUGCUUAUACUCUGUGUGUUAAUUUUUUCCCUGGAAGUACUCCCACUUUACUCGACGGAGAGGAAUUUCAAGCACGCGAUUUGGUCGAAACAAUUGCAGCAUUUGGGAGCCCGGUUUCGCGUACAUACACGUUACAUGUGGCCAACGGCGUGUUCCCAGAUGGCAAGGAAAAGCCGUCUUCGUCACACAUCCUUGGAUGGGACAAUUCCACUAAUGAUUGGAUAUACAAUGAAACUAACUGGAGGAAUAUAGACAAAGCGUUGGACCUGGCGCGUCAUCAUGGCGUCAAACUUAUAAUUCCAAUCAUCAAUCAAGAUUAUGGGUCUAGCGACACAAACUGGGUUGGAAAUUUCGUUGAUUUAAUACGACAUAGGUAUAAUAUCCAAAAUUACACCAUUGCGCAACAGGCGGUAGAUUGGUUCACAGACCGCGAAAUGAUUGAGUGUUACAAAAAAAUAAUAUCUUUCUACUUGAACCGAAUCAAUACUUUCAAUGGGAUUCGUAUUGGAGAUGACCAAACAAUACUAGCGUUUGAGACAGGGAAUGAGAUGAAUUGGGGGUAUCAAAAUGGGUCUAUUGCCCAUGACAGACCUCCGCCCGCAAACUGGACCAUUGAAAUUGCACAUUUCAUCAAGUUGCUAGCCCCGAAAACUCUAGUCAUGGAUGGCAGCUAUUCCCGAAAUCCGAAAAUGGCAUGGGAGGAAGAAGCCCUGGCUUCCCCAUUUAUAGACUUGCAUUCUUAUCAUUUUUAUGGGGAGGGUGAAGCCCAGCCCUAUCAUGACUGCCAAUUGAGUCUGCAGAACCAGGUGAGGGUGCACAAGAAGACGUUCAUCAUUGGUGAACAUGGCUUUUUUGACAAGGAAGCGGUAUGGGAGGCUUUUUACAAGAAUAUCACUUGUGCUGGUGCUCUUGUUUGGUCGCUCCGGUCACACUCGGAAAAUGGGGGCUUUGUCACACACGGCGAAGGCAACAAUAUUUACAGCUACCACGCUGCUGGAUUUAGGUAUCAGACAUCAAAGAAGUUUGACACACAAGAAGCAGACAUCAUCUCUCUUACUUAUGAUGCAAGCUACAGAAUCCUUAGGCUGAACCCACCACCUAAACCAAUUCCUGGAAAUCCAGAAGCAUUCCUUGUCAGCAACGGCACACACGCUGGGAUUUCAUGGAGAGGAGCGCCUUGGGCGCAGGAAUACCAAGUUCUUGGUGUUGGAUUGACACUAAGUGGUGUCCCCCAAGAUCUUCAGCCCUGUGUGGGGACAUUCAUUUUGACAAGGGAGAUGACACAAAACCUCCGACCUCCUACUGGCGUCUAA